This is a messenger RNA of Anguilla anguilla (European eel), 3404 nucleotides long. RefSeq names its product eph receptor A4, like (gene epha4l). The coding region runs from base 1 to 2976 and encodes 991 amino acids. Gene Ontology annotation, molecular function: ATP binding; transmembrane-ephrin receptor activity; protein binding. NCBI's taxonomy places the organism in Eukaryota, Metazoa, Chordata, Actinopteri, Anguilliformes, Anguillidae. Gene Ontology annotation, biological process: protein phosphorylation; cell surface receptor protein tyrosine kinase signaling pathway; axon guidance. Gene Ontology annotation, cellular component: neuron projection; plasma membrane. The transcript has 17 exons. The record is from RefSeq and is a predicted model, not a curated record.
AUGACACAAAUGGCCAGAAUUCUGUACAUGGCGACUUCUAUCCUGUUCAAAAUUUCCACGUUCGUUUCCUCGGCACGGAUUUAUCCUCAAAAUGAAGUUACUUUGCUGGAUUCCAAAUCAGUACAAGGGGAACUUGGAUGGGUUGCGAGUCCAGCAGAAGGAGGGUGGGAGGAGGUGAGCAUCAUGGAUGAGAAGAACACGCCCAUCCGUACCUACCAGGUGUGCAACGUGAUGGAGCCCAGCCAGAACAACUGGCUCCGGACGGACUGGAUCCCCCGCGGCGGGGCGCAGCGGGUCUACAUGGAGAUCAAGUUCACCCUGCGGGACUGCAACAGCCUGCCCGGCGUCAUGGGCACUUGCAAGGAGACCUUCAACUUGUACUACUACGAGUCCAACAACGACAAGGAGCGCUACAUCCGCGAGAACCAGUUUGGCAAGAUCGACACCAUCGCGGCCGAUGAGAGCUUCACCCAGGUGGAUAUCGGGGACCGGAUCAUGAAGCUGAACACGGAGGUGCGGGAUGUGGGGGUGCUGACGCGGAAGGGCUUCUACCUGGCCUUCCAGGAUGUGGGCGCCUGCAUCGCCCUGGUCUCCGUGCGGGUCUUCUAUAAGAAGUGCCCUCUGACGGUGCGCAACCUGGCGCAGUUCCCCGACACCAUCACGGGCACGGACACAUCCUCGCUGGUGGAGGUCAGGGGGUCCUGUGUCAACAACUCGGAGGAGAAGGACGAGCCGAAGAUGUACUGCGGGGCUGACGGAGAGUGGCUUGUGCCCAUCGGAAACUGCUUGUGCAACCCUGGGUACGAGGAUCGCAGCGGAGAGUGCCAGGCCUGUAAAAUGGGAUUCUACCGAGCCCUGGCCUCAGACAGGAGCUGUGCUAAGUGCCCCCUGCACAGCUACUCUGUUAGUGAUGGAUCCACCUCCUGCAACUGUGACAAAGGCUACUUCCGCUCAGAGACCGACCCAGCGUCAAUGCCCUGCACCCGCCCCCCCUCGGCCCCUCAGCACCUCAUAUCCAAUGUGAAUGAGACGUCUGUGAACCUGGAGUGGAGUGUGCCCCUGUCCGCGGGCGGCCGGCAGGACCUCAGCUAUAACGUGGUGUGUAAGCAGUGUGAGGCGGGGCCGGGGGCGGGGCCAGGCAGGUGCCAGCCCUGUGGGAAUGGCGUGCACUUCUCUCCACAGCAGCUCAGCCUGAAGGGGACACGCGUCUCCAUCAAUGACCUGCAGGCGCACACCAACUACACCUUCGAGAUCUGGGCCAUCAACGGCGUGUCCAAGCAACACCCCAGCCCAGAUCAGGCUGUUUCUGUCACCGUGACAACCAACCAGGCAGCGCCUUCUCCGGUCACAUCUAUCCAAGCCAAGGAGAUCACCCGUCACACUGUGUCGCUGGCCUGGCAGGAGCCGGAGAGGCCAAACGGAGUCAUCCUGGAGUAUGAGGUCAAGUACUAUGAGAAGGACCAGAAUGAGCGGAGCUAUCGCAUUAUUAAAACGGCUUCCCGAAACGCAGACAUCGGCGGCCUGAGCCCCCUCACCUCCUACGUGUUCCACGUGCGCGCGCGCACAGCCGCAGGCUACGGCCCCUUCAGUGGCCCCUUUGAGUUCAGCACUAACUCUGUUCCCUCCCCUAUUGUAGGUGAAGGGGCGAGCCCCACGGUGCUGCUGCUGUCGGUGCUCAGCAGUGUGGUCCUGCUCAUCAUCCUCAUCAGCGCCUUCAUCGUCAGCAGGAGGCGGAGUAAGUACAGCAAAGCCAAGCAGGACGCAGAUGAGGAGAAACACCUGCACCAAGGGGGCAGGAUUUAUGUGGACCCCUUCACCUAUGAGGACCCCAACCAGGCCGUCCGUCAGUUUGCUAAAGAGAUAGACGCCUCCUGCAUAAAGAUUGAGAAAGUGAUCGGGAUUGGGGAGUUUGGGGAGGUGUGCAGCGGGCGACUGAAGUUGGCAGGAAAGCGUGAAAUCUGUGUGGCCAUUAAGACGCUGAAGGCGGGGUACACCGAGCGGCAGAGGCGGGACUUCCUGAGCGAGGCCAGCAUCAUGGGCCAGUUCGACCACCCCAACAUCAUCCACCUGGAGGGCGUGGUCACCAAGUGUAAGCCAGUGAUGAUCAUCACAGAGUACAUGGAGAACGGAUCGCUGGACGCAUUCCUGAGGAAGAAUGACGGCCGCUUCACGGUGAUCCAGCUGGUGGGGGUCCUGAGAGGCAUCGGCUCCGGGAUGAAGUACCUGGCAGACAUGAGCUACGUGCACCGCGACCUGGCCGCCCGUAAUGUCCUGGUCAACAGCAACCUGGUGUGCAAGGUGUCCGACUUCGGCAUGUCCCGUGUGCUGCAGGACAACCCUGAGGCUGCCUACACAACCCGGGGGGGUAAGAUCCCUAUAAGAUGGACGGCUCCAGAGGCCAUUGCUUACCGGAAGUUCACCUCUGCUGCAGAUGUCUGGAGCUACGGCAUUGUCAUGUGGGAAGUGAUGUCAUAUGGUGAGCGGCCAUAUUGGGACAUGAGCAACCAGGAUGUGAUUAAGGCCGUGGAGGAGGGGUACCGGCUGCCCCCCCCCAUGGAGUGUCCGGUGGCCCUGCACCAGCUGAUGCUGGACUGCUGGCAGGAGCAGCGCAGCGACCGGCCCAAAUUCAGCCAGAUAGUCAACAUGCUGGACAAGCUGAUACGCAACCCCAACAGCCUGAAGAGAACUGGGGGAGAGACCACACGGCCUAACACUGCCCUGCUGCAGCCCAGUGUCCCAGAGAGCUCAGUGCUGGGCUCGGUAGCAGACUGGCUGCAGGCCAUGAAGAUGGACCGGUACAAGGACAACUUCGCCGCCACUGGCUGCACCACUCUAGAGGCUGUCGUGCGGAUGACAGAGGAUGAUCUGGCCAGAAUUGGAAUCACCUCAGCUGCACACCAGAACAAGAUCCUCAGCAGCAUCCAGGGAAUGCUGUCCCAAAUGCAGCAGAUACAAGGCAGAAUGGUUCCUGUUUGAGCCAAGAAAUAAACAAACUAUAAACUGCUUUCUUUGAAGGAAAGACUCAUGAAACAGUAAAAUAGUUUACCUUAUCCAUGCACUUUAUAAAAGAAGAGAAGACAAGAGCCCUUUGAAAUGCAGAUUUUGUUGGUGAUUGGAGGGAGAGCUCUAGAGGCCAGACUGAUUUGUCCUCCUGCAGUUGAGCUGGAGGGCGUGUCCUGGGGGGCGUGUCCUGGGGGCGUAUUCGUGGACAUUAUUUUUUUGUGUAUAAAUUGUUCUGUGUGCGUUGCUGCCGCUCUGUUGCUACUGGGCUCAGCGUGGGUCCUGGCCGGCUGCUCAGAGGGGCGCUUGCUGCUGUUGCUGUUGCUUUCCUGUUUCGCUGGAUUGAAGUAUUUUUCGCCCUUGGGGCAUUUUGGGAAAGUUUUUUUUUAAACGUUCUGAGCCCC